Molecule: messenger RNA, 1164 nt
Organism: Microcebus murinus (gray mouse lemur)
Lineage: Eukaryota; Metazoa; Chordata; Mammalia; Primates; Cheirogaleidae
Product: cell adhesion molecule CEACAM8-like
Biological process (GO): heterophilic cell-cell adhesion
Cellular component (GO): cell surface
Source: RefSeq, a predicted model, not a curated record
CUGCUGUUCCAGAACGUCACCCUGAAAGACACAGGGUACUACACCGUACAAGUUAUGAGGACAAAUCUUCAGAAUGAAGAAGUAACUGGACAGUUCCGUGUGUACUCGGAGUUACCCAAACCCUCCAUCACAAGCAACAGCUCCAGCCCCGUGGAGGAUGAGGACUCCGUAGCAUUAACCUGUGAACCUGAGACUCAGAACACAACCUACCUGUGGUGGAAAAAUGGUCAGAGGCUCCAAGACAGUGACAGGCUGGUGAAGUCCCUGGACAACAGGACGCUCAUUUUACUCAGUAUCACAAGGAAUGACACAGGAUCCUAUCAGUGUGAAAACAGGAACCCAGUGUUUGGCCACCUCAGUGACCGAAUCAACCUGACUGUGCUCUAUGGCCCCGACGUCCCCACCAUUUCCCCUCCAGACUCCUAUUACCGUCCAGGGGAAAACAUCCACCUGUCUUGCUACGCGGCCUCUAACCCACCUGCAAAAUAUUACUGGCAUAUCAAUGGGAGUCUCCAGAUAUCCACCCAACAGCUCUUCCUCCCCAACGUCACUGUGUAUUACAGCGGAUCCUAUGUCUGUAUCGCCAACAAUGCUGUCACUGGCCAUGCCAGUGGCACAGUCCUGAACAUCACAGUUUCUGAUAGUCCAUCACGAGGAAAUUCUUUGGGCCUCUCUGCUGGAACCAUUGUUGGCAUCAUGAUUGGAGUCCUGGCCACGGUGGCUUUGAUGUAGCAUCCCUGGUGUAUUUUCUGUACUUCAGGAAGCCUUGCAGCCAUCCUUCAAAGAUCAAGUGUUCUCUCUUCGGCCGGAACAACAGAAACUCAAGGAAAUGUGUGACUGGGAGGACACCAUAACCGACCAAGGAUGCCUUGUUACUGGGAUCCCAAAGUGAGGACAACUGAGAGUAGCCCCACUGCCUUAUGUUUUGGUCACACUCUCUCCUCCGUGAGAGCCUACUGGCUCCAAAACAGAGUCACUCAUGCUAAAUGCCACGUACUCAAACUGAAACUCAAGGAAACAGAAAGAACCAAAAACAGAGAGCAGUUUUUCCUAAAAAGAGGAGAUUCCAGUCUGAAUCAGCAUAAUCGGGCAGAUCCCUUUGCUUUCACUCUUACCAAUAAGGAACCUGAAGUAACUUGAUUUUAACAAUGAGUUUUCUCUUGU